Molecule: messenger RNA, 861 nt
Organism: Triticum aestivum (bread wheat)
Lineage: Eukaryota; Viridiplantae; Streptophyta; Magnoliopsida; Poales; Poaceae
Exons: 5
Cellular component (GO): membrane
Source: RefSeq, a predicted model, not a curated record
AUGGUUGAUAAGGUGGUGGCGCAUAGCAUCAACACAUUGGUCUCCCUCGUCAGCGUCUGGAACUACGCCGGGCGGGUCACGGCCGGGUUCGCGUCCGAGGCCCUGCUGGCGCGGCACGGCAUCCUGCAGCUAAAUCUGAGAAUGGUUUACCCGCAGCCGCUCGCGCUCACGCUGGUGCUCCUCCUCUCCUGCGCCGGCCACCUACUCAUCGCCCUCGCCGUGCCGCGGUCGCUCUACGCCUUCUCCAUCAUCGUGGGCUUCUGCUUCGGCGCGCAGUGGCCGCUCAUCUACGCCAUCAUCUCCGAGGUGUUCGGGCUGAGGUACUACGGCACGCUCUACAACCUGGGCGCCGCGGCCAGCCCCGUGGGCGCCUACGUGCUCAACGUGUGCGUCGCCGGGCGGCUCUACGACGCGGAGGCGGCGAGGAAGCGCGGGAACGGCCAGAGCAGGACGUGCAUGGGCGUGCGCUGCUUCAGGGAGUCGUUCCUCAUCGUCACGGCCGUCACCGUGGGCGGCGCGCUCGUGUUGCUGGUGCUGGUGUGAAGGACGUGGAGCUUCUACUAGGGAGACAUCUAUGGGCAUUUCAGGGAUGCCGUGGCUGUCCAGGAGUCAUCCGACGGUGCUUACGCGGUUGAGCAGCGGCCGCACGAGUCGGGUCAACACCGGAUGAAGAAGACUACUACGCGUGGGGCCAAGCAUAUCAGUAAGGACCCGUUCGAACGCCUGCAUUCAAAGUUGUCAACGGGGGGCAACUCAAAUGUACCUGAGGCGCCAGGCGACAAUACUGCUGUUGCACCGUCAACCGCUCCCACCAACUCUGAUGCCAGUGGCCGACCAUCUCCACCGGCUGUAGAUGUGUAG